AAUGGCACUAUCAACUAGAAUUUCACCACUACCAUUUGAUUCAAAGAUGUCUCUGAAAUACUUUUUACUAGUGUUACUAGCAAUGGUGGCACUCGCCACUCCCUCAUUUGGUGAUUACCCUAAGCCACCCCCUCAUGAGCCCAAACCACCGACGUAUAUGCCUCCUAAGGGAGGUGAGAAACCACUACCGGAGCACAAACCACCCAUGGGUGAGCCACCCAAGGGAGGAGAGAAACCACCAAUGGGUGAGCCACAGCCACCCAAAGGAGGUGAGAAACCACCACCAGAGCACAAACCACCAAUGGGCAUGCCACCCAAGGGAGAAGAAAAGCCACCAAAAAUGGGAGAGAAGCCACCACCGGAGAAGAAGCCACCGACUCAAGGCCAUUACCCCGGACACAAUCUGAUGGAAAAUGUUCAAGACUUUGGAAAGCCACCACGAAAGGUGAUGCCUCCGAUGUCGGGCCCAUCAAAGAAGCCAUAUGGCCCUCACAAGCCUAAAUCACCACCCCAUUCCAAUUGAGUGUGUUGUACUACUACUCAUGUAGAAAUAAGAGCCAUUACCGGCUCAUCUAAAUGAUGAUUAUAAGUCAGGUGCCACUGUAUGAGCAUCACUACUAGGUGCAAUUGUCAUGUUUUUAGAGCCGCCAUUGUAACAUUCCUGGUCUGCGCUUGUAGCACCGCAGAGAUGGUUAUCAGGUUAUGUAUUGCAUUCUCUUAGUAUUCUAUUGAAGCAAUGUUGCGGAAUAUAAGAUUAAAGGUUGAAGAGGGCAGAAAA
Rhododendron vialii is the source of this 778-nucleotide messenger RNA. Its product is annotated as early nodulin-75-like. NCBI's taxonomy places the organism in Eukaryota, Viridiplantae, Streptophyta, Magnoliopsida, Ericales, Ericaceae. The record is from RefSeq and is a predicted model, not a curated record. The transcript is spliced from 2 exons. Bases 2 to 523 code for a protein of 173 amino acids.